AAAAAAAAAAGAAACCAAAGGUUAUAAAAACCAAAGGUUAGCAGGGUUUGCCGCAGGCCCCGGCGUUAGCUGACUGGCAAGACAGCCGUUGUUAAUGUAUUUGUGAGGGCUUCUUCAUGACCUCCAGACUCUAUAGAAUGUGACAUAAGUGACUCCAUUUGGGUAAAGGCAAGUGUCACAGGGGGCAGAGACCAAGAGAGACCGCAAGAUGACCCCUAGAAGGGCAGGGGAACAGGGACGAGCCACGUACUGAGCUGCCAGGGUGGGGGGCGGGCCCUCCAGACACCCAGAAAUGCCGCAGCCAGGACCGUGGGAUGCGCAGACUCGCCCAAGGGGCAGCGGGCAGCUUGGCCAGGAGAGAACGAAGAGGGGCCGAGGCUGAGGUUCCAGGAAGGGAGGGCCUCGGGCGGCCAGGGACGUCGCUUGUCAUUUGGGGGAGGACAACGCGCGCAGAAAGCGCAGUCAUCUCAAGCUGACCUCCAGGGCUAGCGGGUUCGAGGGCCGGCGUGUCUGAAAGCCCCGGCCCGUCUACGGCGCGGGGACUGUGGGUCUGGCCCGCCGCUCGGCCCCUGCCCAGGCGCAUCGCUCGAGCCCCGGCGGAGCGGCCAGCUUGGCUCGGGGUAGCGGCCGCCCCAGCCCGGGUGCCGCCCAGCUCCGCCCCGCCCUGCGGGGUCCGCGACCUCGGGAGGGUCCGGUCCUUCCCUCGGCCCCUGGGGCUGCGCCCCGGUGAGGCCAUGGGCUCCUUGCCGGUGACCACGCGACGAGGAUGGCCCCCAGCCCAGGACGGCGCCCAAGGGCGGCCCAGCUCCAUCCCCGCGCCGCGGGCCCGGGACCAAGGCGUCGGGCGCCGGGGACUGCUGCCAACAUGGCGGCGCCGCCCGGCCGCCUCCGCGGCUCCCGGGUGUCUGCGUGCUCCCGCGAGUGCGCGGGCAAAGCCGGGGCCGCCCGACUACAGGAGGCGAGAGGAGCCCAGCGCCAGCACCGCGGAGCGACCCACGCGGGAUCCGCGGCAGCGACCACGCCCCGGGAGGAUCCCAGGACCGCCCUGUUGCCACCGCCGCGCCCCGGGCGUAUCUGGGCAUGCGCGGCCGGGCGCAAACGCGGUGAACCCGAGGGCUGGGCGGAGCCGCCGCUGUUCUCUGACGCAGCGCCGCACAACGCAGCCUCGCACGCUGGAACGCAGCGGCGACCGGCGCAGGCGCAGUGGCUUUAGGGAGACGCAGCGCAUGCGCAGUCGCGUAGCCGUGCGAUGGGCGGGCUGUUGACGGCGGUGCAAUGGCUGCCUGCGAGGGCCGAAGGAGAGGAGCUCUCGGUUCUUCCCAGAGUCGGACCUCCUGACGCCGCCAG
Molecule: messenger RNA, 1347 nt
Organism: Sapajus apella (tufted capuchin)
Lineage: Eukaryota; Metazoa; Chordata; Mammalia; Primates; Cebidae
Product: translation initiation factor IF-2-like
Exons: 2
Coding region: 735-1265 (176 amino acids)
Source: RefSeq, a predicted model, not a curated record